AUGCUUCAGUUUACCCUGAAGGAACUUUCAGACUCUAUUAAAGGAUCAUCCCUAUUCAAAACAUUAUUUAACCAUUUUCUUAUUCAGCCCACAUUUAUAUCUAUUACACUCAUCCUCUUUUGUUGUGCUUUUAAAAAUCUAUCCUCUCAUUCUUUUAAAACUUUUGCUUUUAUUUGUUUUACAUCAUUUCGUUGCUUAAUACGUCCUUUUUUUCUUUAUUCUAUUAGCAAUUUGUUUUGCUAUAGUUGCAUUUCUUUCAGCAUAGAACUAUCUAUUCAUACAUUUUUUUACUCGUUCUUUUAUCCAGUAUCUCUAUAUUCUUUUUUACUUUCUUUGUCUUUUCAUUCUCUGAAUAUAGUCUUUUCUUUCUUUUUUUCAUUUUACUCUGUGCUUUCUAUCUUUUUUCUUCUCUUCUUUAGUUUUUCUCUUUCUGUUCCUCUUGUUUCUUUCCUUCAUUUGCAAUUACCACCACCUUUUCUAUUCUAUUCCUUCUUUUCUACUUAG
This is a messenger RNA of Acanthosepion pharaonis, 504 nucleotides long. The record is from the annotation of a GenBank genome assembly. Lineage: Eukaryota; Metazoa; Mollusca; Cephalopoda; Sepiida; Sepiidae.